This is a messenger RNA of Stegodyphus dumicola, 495 nucleotides long. RefSeq lists its product as uncharacterized. The record is from RefSeq and is a predicted model, not a curated record. NCBI's taxonomy places the organism in Eukaryota, Metazoa, Arthropoda, Arachnida, Araneae, Eresidae.
AUGUCAACUUCAACGUUUUUAGCAGCUCUAAAAAGAUUUAUCGCCCGACGAGGGAAACCAUCUGAAAUUUCGAGUGACUGUGCAACUAACUUCAAAGGUCCUAGUAAGGAACUGAAGGAUAUUUAUAAAAAUGCAGCACGCAUUGAGAAAAGCAGUGAAUUAUGUGACUACAUUACCUCAGAAGGUAUAACUUGGUUAUUCAAUCCUCCGACAUCUCCUCACUACGGUGGCUUGUGGGAAUCUAUUGUGAAAUCCAUGAAAUUUCAUCUUAAACGAGCAUUAGAAUCCACACUUCUAACUUACGAGAAAUUUUUAACAGUGCUUACGCAAGUGGAAGCGUGUAUGAAUUCCCGUCCUCUUUGUGUGAUGUCUAAUGAUCCAAACGACUUUAGUGCAUUGACUCCAGGUCAUUUUCUGAUUGAAGCCCCUUUGCUUGCCAUUCCGGAAUCUGACUUGAGUGAUGUGAAUCUUCACGACUUAAACGUUGGUCUCUAG